Messenger RNA from Prunus armeniaca (apricot), 1128 nucleotides. NCBI's taxonomy places the organism in Eukaryota, Viridiplantae, Streptophyta, Magnoliopsida, Rosales, Rosaceae. The record is from the annotation of a GenBank genome assembly.
AUGCAAAGUUGCAAUGUCAAGGACAAACAACAAAUUUGGUUAUGGCAUCGUCGCUUGGGACACCCGUCGUUCGGCUACCUUAAACGUCUAUUUCCAUCUUUAUUUCGUUCUUGUGAUAAGUCCAGUUUUAAGUGUGAGACAUGUAUUUUGGUCAAGAGUCAUCGCACUGUGUUUCUUUUGAGUGACAGUAAAGCUGCAAAACCUUUUAAUUUAGUACAUUCAGAUGUAUGGGGACCUGCUCGUGUGACUUCUAAUGGUUUUCGUUGGUUUGUUACUUUUAUUGAUGACUGCACUCGCUUAACAUGGGUGUAUUUGAUGAAGAAUAAACAUGAUGUUGCUUCUAUUCUUUCUGAAUUUUGUGCCAUGGUGUUUACUCAGUUCCAUGUUCAAGUCAAAGUGUUUCAGACUGAUAACAGAGCUGAAUAUGUGAAUAAUCCCUUGACCCAUUUUUUCCGUGAUCAAGGCAUUAUCCACCCGACUACUACUCCAUUCACCCCUCAGCAGAAUGGUGUCUUUGAAGGCAAGAAUCGUCAGUUACUUGAAGUUGCCCGUUCUCUUCUGUUGGACAUGUCUGUUCCCCAUCAUCUUUGGGGUCAUGGUGUUUUGGCUGCAGCCUAUUUGAUUAACUGUACUUCUAGUUGGGUUCUUGAUUUCAAGACUCCGCUUGACGUAUUGUGUGCCCAUACUUCUCUGGUCUCUGUCUCUAAGUUGCCUCCGAAGGUGUUUGGGUGUGUUGCUUACGUUCAUGUCUACUCUCAUCAACAGAGUAAACUGGAUCCAUGUGAUCUUCGCUGUGUCUUCAUUGAUUAUUCUACUACUCAGAAGGGUUAUAAAUGCUAUCAUCCUCAUACUCAGAAAGUGCAUGUUAUUUUAGACGUGACUUUUCAUGAAGAUGUACCGUAUUAUGUUUCUCCCUCCUCUCCAAAUCAAGGGGAGAGGGGGAGUAAAUUGGGGAGUCUAGGAUUACAGGAUCUUGAACUUAGAGAUGUGGGUGAGGAUGAUACAAAUGAUGAUCUCGGAGAGAAAAUGACCUAUCGUCGAGUAGAUAGUGCCUGGUCGCACAGGUCUGAAGCAGAAGAGGACACAUUCUGCCCAGAAACGACCGGUCGCCCAAAUGGGCGCGACUAG